AUGGCUCCUGGAGGCAGUGCUUUGAAAGAAGUCCUGGAAUCUAAUUCGACAGGAAUGGAUUACGAAGUUAAAAUGGCGAAAGUGGAGGUGAAUAACAAUAGCAAACCUACAAAGUCGUCAGGUAGCGCAGGAAUUGGAAAAUACGGGAUGCAUUCGAACAAUGGAGUUUAUGAGCUUCUUGAAUGUCCCGUGUGUACAAAUCUAAUGUACCCUCCUAUUCAUCAGUGUCCAAAUGGCCACACGUUAUGUUCAAACUGCAAAGCGAGGGUGCAGAACACGUGCCCUACGUGUCGCUACGAGCUUGGUAACAUAAGAUGCUUAGCUCUUGAGAAGGUUGCAGAGUCCCUGGAGGUUCCAUGCCGGUACCAAAAUUUGGGGUGUCAUGACAUUUUCCCUUACUACAGCAAGCUUAAGCACGAGCAGCAUUGCAGGUUUAGGCCUUACACUUGCCCUUAUGCUGGCUCUGAGUGCUCUGUUACAGGUGAUAUCCCCACACUUGUUGUGCAUCUCAAAGAUGACCAUAAAGUCGAUAUGCAUGACGGUUGCACUUUCAACCACCGGUAUGUGAAAUCAAAUCCACAUGAGGUCGAAAAUGCUACGUGGAUGCUUACGGUGUUCAACUGUUUUGGGAGACAGUUCUGUUUACACUUUGAGGCGUUUCAGCUUGGGAUGGCUCCAGUGUACAUGGCAUUCCUUCGUUUCAUGGGGGACGAGAACGAGGCGAAGAAGUUCAGUUACAGCUUGGAAGUAGGAGCUCACGGACGCAAACUAACAUGGCAAGGGAUCCCUAGAAGCAUCCGUGACAGUCACAGGAAAGUCCGGGACAGCCAAGACGGUCUCAUCAUCCCAAGAAACCUCGCACUCUACUUCUCUGGAGGUGAUAGGCAAGAGCUCAAGCUGAGAGUGACCGGUCGAAUCUGGAAAGAAGAGUGA
Messenger RNA from Thlaspi arvense, 933 nucleotides. Lineage: Eukaryota; Viridiplantae; Streptophyta; Magnoliopsida; Brassicales; Brassicaceae. The record is from the annotation of a GenBank genome assembly.